CGGUUAAAAAUCUGGCACACUCUAGGGUUUUUAGAAUUGGUUCAAUUUUCUCCGCUCUUGAAACUUACCAGUUCGACCCAUCGACAAUAGACUGACCUUCGCCCUCUACGUCCAAAAAACUCGAGACUUUGACAAAGACCCGUCAGUCCAAUAUCCGAAUAACAAUUUCGAUCAAAAUACGUCAAGAUGGUUCUCGCAAUCGAUCUCCUCAACCCAUCCCCAGCUGCUGAGGCACGCAAGCACAAGCUCAAGCAACUUGUCCCAGCCCCAAGAUCCUUCUUCAUGGAUGUUAAGUGCCCAGGAUGCUUCACCAUCACCACUGUCUUCAGCCACGCCCAAACCGUUGUCAUCUGCGCUGGAUGCUCAACUGUUCUCUGCCAACCAACAGGUGGUAAGGCUCGUUUGACUGAGGGCUGCUCUUUCAGAAGAAAGUAGAUUAGAUAUAUUCUUGCUACUUUUCUUUUGGCUUCGUCUUUUCGGUUAAUGGCAAUGGCUCAAUGAGGGUUUAGACAUGGUUCUAGUUUUCGAUACGCAAUUUGAUGGAUAGAAGAUGGACCUCACCCAAAAUUCCUUGCGAAAGAUCGAUGCAACAAGCAGCAGAGGGGCGUUUGGGAAAAUCCGGAUAUCUUGCAUCAAAUCAAAAACGAUUCCCUCAUAAAAUUUGAUUUAUUUUCGUGUGUACGAGUCGUUUGUGAUAUGAUUGAUCGCGAACGUAAAUACCUCCAUUGGUGGAUAUGAACGGCAGGAAAUGACGAUUCUACGAAUAUUCACGAUGAUAGAACGACCUGGAGUUGCGAGAACUUGGAUUGUCUCUUGAGGGCCUCGACAUAUUCUCAAUGGACAUGGAGCUUGUGCUAUAUCAAUCAACGAUGAUUCCACAUUCCCUUUUCAAU
Messenger RNA from Botrytis deweyae, 893 nucleotides. RefSeq lists its product as uncharacterized. Gene Ontology annotation, cellular component: ribosome; cytosolic small ribosomal subunit. Gene Ontology annotation, biological process: translation; ribosomal small subunit assembly. The record is from RefSeq and is a predicted model, not a curated record. The transcript has 3 exons. Lineage: Eukaryota; Fungi; Ascomycota; Leotiomycetes; Helotiales; Sclerotiniaceae. Gene Ontology annotation, molecular function: structural constituent of ribosome; RNA binding. Bases 187 to 435 code for a protein of 82 amino acids.